ACAAAUGCCGAAUCAAUAAACCUUCAAUUGUUGUGAUUACUUCAAUGGCAUGGGACUUUGCACAACUGACAACCAAACUAAUAAAACAACAAUAACUAAGGAGAGCCAAGUCCUACAAUUAUUUGUGCCACUUGCAGUCAAGGGCUCGCUAGGUCAAAGGAAAAAUGAGCACACGUGACAAGCAGGCCAGAGCCAGAGCGAAUGUAUUUCAAAUACGCAUCGAUAGUGUUGAAGAUGAGAGCACCGCUCCUGUUACCGAAGCCAGUUCACACGAGGAUCUCAGGCGCGACGCAUCACAAGAGAGCGAAAACUUAAGCACUCAAACAAUAUUUCAGUUUCCAAGAUUUCUAUCAGUGCCGACUUUGAACAAUCCGCUGCAGCACUCAGUCCAUACCUCCAGACGCCAAGUGGUGUCCAGUCCGGCCAAGAGCGAGCGCAUGAUACGCUGCAAGCCAGCCAGCCAUCAAAGACGAUUAAGUCAGGAUAGCGGAAUUGUUGCGGGCCGCUUGGUUAACUAUGUUGAAUAUCCACUGAAUGAGUUGCAGCUACAAAUGCCAACGAAGAGCAAUCCUACUUCGUAUGAUAAUGUCUACAACUUUAUAGAGGCAGAACGACAGUCUGCCAAUGCAAAUAUGUCCCAGGAGCAGCCCAACCCACAACCCAAGUCGGAGACAAACUCCAGCAACGUUACGUAUACGGAAAAGUGGCUAAACUCAACUACGGUGCGGGGCAGCAACAGCGCCUUGUGUCAGAAGACCAACCACAUAAUAUUGACGCUGCCCACACAUUUGGAAACCGAUUCCGCCGAGCCAAGUCCCACGCAGGCCUUUGGGCCCAAGAUAGGCAAUCAUGAGGUGGACAUACCAGGCACCGCUAUGCGCCGCACACUUGGCCUCAACCUGAGUCCAACGCAUUCUGCUCCGCGACAGUCAAUCAACAAUGAUAAGUCCCAUCAAGCUUACGAAAUAUUGGAGUCCUCACACUCGAACGUUCUAGACGAUCCUUUUGCCUAUAAGCCGCUAAUGCCGAACACCGAACGCAAACCGUCUACGGAGGAAAGCAGUGGGAAUGAGAGCUAUGUGAGCAGUCGUAAGACCAGCAAAGCCAAUAGUGUUUCCGGCGAUGAGCGUAGGGUUAGCAAACAGGAUCGCGAGGGACUGGAUCCAGAGUCGUUGCUCUUUCGUGAUGGCCGACGUAAGAUUGACAUGGUUUUGGCCUGGGAAGAGGAGGAUCUGGGCGUUAUGACAGAAGCGGAGGCGAAGCGACGUGAUAUACGACGCUGUUUUAUGGACAAUCUGGCCAAAGAGGGCCUGGAAGUAGAGCUGGAGGACAAAUCGCAGUCCUUUAAUGAGAAAACAUUUUUUCUCAAAAUACACCUACCCUGGCGCUUGGAGACGCGUCUGGCUGAGGUCAUGAAUCUGAAGCUGCCUGUCAAAAGAUUUAUUACAAUAAGCGUAAAACCGUCCUGGGAUGAGGACAAUGUGGUCAUGCGUAAUGUGCAGUACUGGAAGGACAUGUGGCAGCGCCUAACCAAGAAAAUACAGUUGGAAUCGAGCUUGCUCGAGGGCGAGACAACCUUUAAGGCAGCCACAGCCAAUGGCAAUCCGGAGGAACAAUUUAUUGUAAAGGAUCGCGCUACGGCCUAUACCAGCGCCCAACGCUCGCUUAUGGUGAUGCAGGUGCUCAUACGAACGCCUUAUGAUGAGAAUGAUCGCAAUGGCAUUCGGCGUUUGCUCAACGAUGGCACUUACCUUGCCUGUUUUCCCUUACAUGAGGGCCGCUUUGAUCGGCCCCACUCGAGCGGUGUUUCCUUGGAUAGACGCGUGCUCUACCAGACAUGGGCACAUCCUUCGCAAUGGUACAAGAAGCAGCCGCUGUGCCUAGUGCGGAAAUACUUUGGUGACAAGAUAUCGCUUUACUUCUGCUGGCUCGGCUUCUAUACCGAAAUGCUCGUUUAUCCUGCAAUAGUAGGCACACUGUGCUUUAUUUAUGGGCUGGCUACCAUUGAGUCGGAGGAUAAUACGCCCAGCAAGGAGAUUUGCAAUGAAUAUGGCGCCGGAAAUAUAACAUUAUGUCCACUCUGUGAUAAAGCCUGCAGCUAUCAAAGGUUAUCCGAGUCUUGUCUGUUCUCACGGCUCACCUACCUCUUUGACAAUCCAUCAACCGUAUUCUUUGCUAUAUUUAUGUCCUUUUGGGCUACAACCUUUCUGGAACUCUGGAAGCGAAAACAAUCGGUUUUAGUGUGGGAAUGGGAUCUACACAAUGUGGAUAUGGAUGAGGAAAAUCGACCGGAAUUCGAAACCAAUGCAAACACAUUUCGCAUGAAUCCUGUCACACGCGAAAAGGAGCCCUAUAUGUCCACCUGGAGUCGUGCCAUACGAUUUGUUAUCACAGGCAGCGCUGUGCUUUUUAUGAUCUCUGUUGUGCUCUCUGCUGUGCUAGGCACAAUUAUAUAUCGCAUAUCGUUGGUUUCGGUUAUCUAUGGUGGCGGUGGUUUCUUUGUUAAGGAACAUGCGAAGCUCUUUACUACAGUCACAGCGGCCUUGAUCAAUUUGGUGGUCAUCAUGAUAUUAACACGCAUUUAUCAUCGCAUGGCUAUAAAACUAACAAAUUUAGAGAACCCACGCACGCACACGGAAUAUGAGGACUCUUAUACCUUUAAGAUUUUCUUCUUUGAGUUUAUGAACUUUUACUCUUCGCUUAUAUACAUAGCUUUCUUCAAGGGCCGCUUCUUCGACUAUCCUGGCGAUGAUCAGGCGCGACGUAGCGAGUUCUUUCGUCUGAAAAAUGAUAUAUGCGAUCCGGCGGGCUGCCUCUCUGAGCUUUGUAUACAAUUGGCAAUCAUUAUGGUGGGCAAGCAGUGUUGGAAUAACUUUAUGGAGUAUUUGUUUCCCAAGUUCUGGAACUGGUGGCGUCAACGCAAACAUAAACAAGCCACCAAAGAUGAAUCGCAUUUACACAUGGCUUGGGAACAGGACUAUCAUAUGCAGGAUCCCGGCCGCUUGGCUCUAUUCGACGAGUACUUGGAAAUGAUAUUGCAAUAUGGCUUUGUGACACUAUUUGUGGCAGCCUUUCCAUUGGCGCCGCUCUUUGCGCUGCUCAACAAUGUGGCCGAGAUUCGUUUGGAUGCUUAUAAAAUGGUCACGCAGGCGAGACGUCCUUUGGCUGAACGAGUGGAAGAUAUUGGUGCUUGGUAUGGCAUACUACGCAUUAUUACGUAUACGGCGGUGGUGUCCAAUGCCUUUGUGAUUGCCUAUACGAGCGAUUUCAUUCCACGCGCCGUCUACAAGUUCGUUUACUCUGAGACGAAUAACUUACAGGGCUAUAUAGAGCAUUCACUCUCUAUAUUCAAUACGUCCGAUUAUAAAGAGGAGUGGGGCGCCACUAGCAGUGAACGCGAUCCGGAUACUUGUCAAUACAGAGGUUAUCGUAAUGGACCGAAGGACUUCAAGCCUUAUGGUCUAAGCCCACAUUACUGGCAUGUGUUUGCUGCGCGCUUGGCUUUUGUUGUGGUCUUUGAACACGUCGUAUUCGUUUUAACGGGAAUUAUGCAAUUCAUUAUACCCGAUGUGCCCUCCGAGGUAAAGACGCAAAUGCAACGCGAGCAGCUGCUGGCUAAGGAAGCCAAGUACCAGCAUGGCAUCAAGCGUGCCCAAGGUGACAAUCAUGACAUUAUGAGUCUAUUUCGUGAUGCUAGCCAGCGUCCAUCUUUAACGGGUAAUCAGGCGGCAGCACGCGGCAGUUGGGCGCGUCGCUUUAGUCGCUUAAGCGAUGGACUCGAUGCUCAUGUGGAGGUGGCAGUCCGACCAAGGCGUUCAAUGGAGUCUACAGUAUGGGAGGUUUCCUGACACGAGGAGGAGGCGGAAAGCGAAACGCCCAAUCAUAUCAAGAGCUGAAGGCUGUAGUAACCUGCAAUGUCUCUCAACUAUA
Molecule: messenger RNA, 3930 nt
Organism: Drosophila busckii
Lineage: Eukaryota; Metazoa; Arthropoda; Insecta; Diptera; Drosophilidae
Product: anoctamin-4
Exons: 14
Coding region: 165-3848 (1227 amino acids)
Biological process (GO): chloride transmembrane transport
Cellular component (GO): plasma membrane
Molecular function (GO): chloride channel activity; protein dimerization activity
Source: RefSeq, a predicted model, not a curated record